AUGUCCACACCAAAGAAAGUGCCGUACGUCAGGCUGGGUAAUUCUGGCUUAAAGGUGUCCAGAAUCAUACUUGGCAUCAUGCAAUACGGCAACAAGGGAUGGCAAGAUUGGGUUCUCGGAGAGGAUGAAGCAGUCGAACACAUCAAAACAGCUUAUGAAGCAGGAAUUCAGACAUUUGAUACCGCUGAUACGUAUUCCAAUGGUUACUCAGAAGUAAUUCUUGGACGAGCCAUCAAGAGAUUGAAGUUACCUCGCGACGAAAUUGUUGUCAUGACCAAGGUACGUGUCGUCAGUGGUCUCGAGUUCUCUCAUCAGCUCUCCCUCAAACAGGUUGCCAACCGGUUCUUUCCCGGACGUGAUGACCCAGAUCAAAAUGGUUUUGUGAACCAGCAUGGCCUCAGCCGCAAGCACAUCUUCGCAAGCGUGAAACAGAGCUUGGAGCGGCUUCAGCUGGAUUAUAUUGACCUUCUACAAUGCAUGUCCAUCCAUCAAUGUCACAGAUUCGACAAGGAAACACCGAUUGAAGAGACGAUGCAAGCAUUGCACGACGUAGUCAAAGCCGGCUAUGUCCGCUACAUCGGAAUGAGCUCGUGCUGGGCAUACCAGUACUAUGCGAUCACAAACAAGCUCACCCCUUUCAUCUCCGUGCAGAACCACUACAGUCUACUCUAUCGCGAGGAGGAACGCGAAAUGUUUCCUACUCUCAAGAUGUUCGGUGUCGGCUCAACCCCAUGGUCUCCGCUGGCUCGCGGUGCCCUCACACGCCCCCUUGGACGGCAGACCAAUAGAGGUCAAUCUGAUUCGCAAGAAAUUUCCAAGAAGAAAGGCGUAACCAUGGCCCAAGUAGCAAUAGCAUGGAUCUUGACAAAGGAUGGAGUGUCGGCUCCAAUUGUUGGAACUACAAGUCUUGAAAAACUGAAAGACAUCAUUGCCGGACUCGAUGUGAAGCUUACGGCAGAGGAGAUCAGAUACCUUGAGGAAGAGUACAAACCUACCGCUGUGAUUGGUCACUCCUGA
Messenger RNA from Suillus paluster, 1017 nucleotides. RefSeq names its product aryl-alcohol dehydrogenase. The transcript is spliced from 13 exons. Lineage: Eukaryota; Fungi; Basidiomycota; Agaricomycetes; Boletales; Suillaceae. The record is from RefSeq and is a predicted model, not a curated record. Bases 1 to 1017 code for a protein of 338 amino acids.